This is a messenger RNA of Histoplasma capsulatum G186AR, 1275 nucleotides long. RefSeq lists its product as uncharacterized. The transcript is spliced from 2 exons. The coding region runs from base 99 to 1001 and encodes 300 amino acids. Gene Ontology annotation, molecular function: mRNA binding. Lineage: Eukaryota; Fungi; Ascomycota; Eurotiomycetes; Onygenales; Ajellomycetaceae. Gene Ontology annotation, biological process: mRNA 3'-end processing. Gene Ontology annotation, cellular component: mRNA cleavage and polyadenylation specificity factor complex. The record is from RefSeq and is a predicted model, not a curated record.
GGAACAUUCAAAGCUCAUAUGCACCGGCGCUGAAGAUUACAUUAUCGACUGCUUCCAAAUUGGUUUACAACUAGCACUUGGGUGAUGCAUGUUUGAAAAUGCCUCCAGAACGCUUCGGUAAAAGCGUUUUCCUUGGGAAUAUCCCCUACAACCUUACGGAAGAGCAGGUGAAAGACAUCCUCAGCUCCGCAGGCACUGUUACGAAAUUUCGGUUGAUGAUAAACCCCGAGACCGGAAAACCAAAGGGAUAUGGAUUCGCCGAUUUUGCGGACGCAGACGCUGCUGCUUCUGCCGUACGGAACCUGAAUGAUUACGAGAUUAUGGGUCGCAAGAUAAGAGUGGAUUGGCCCCAUAACAAUGAGAAAGAUUCCGUUCCUCCCGACUACCCCCAACAGCCUCAAAUGGGUAUAAUGCAGGGGAUGCAGGGACAAGACCAGUCGCAGGCGUCUGCGCUGCCGCCGCUACCUCCAGGAACGGAACUCCCGCCAAAUCUUACCUGCCCCAACGCGAUAUCGCAAACUCUAGCUUCCCUCCCGGCUCCUCAACUACUCGAUGUUAUUACGCAGAUGAAGUCAUUGGUGAUGGCAGACCCGGCUCGCGCCACAGAGCUAUUAAGACAAGCUCCCCAUCUAGCUUAUGCCAUAUUCCAAGCGUUAUUACUCAUGAAUCUCGUUGAUUACAGCGUGCUUGGCUCUGUUGUUGAACAUGCCUCACAGCCUCAGCCGCCUCCACCACAGCCGACACCUCAGAUACCUCAACAGUUCCAACCAUAUCCAUCGAUCCCCGGCCAAAUAUCUACGCCCCCAGUACAACAUGCCGCUUUCGCCCCCCCUCAAACUCAACCUCAAACUCAGCAACAGCCUGCUCCGAUUCCCAGUCAGGACGAGCUGCUUCAGCAAGUAUUGAACAUGCCACAAUCUGCGAUAGAUGCGCUGCCACCUACGGAACGUAGCCAGAUAAUGUUGCUGAGGCAGCAGCUGCUGCAAGGGGGAAUGCGAUAGUUUGGGGGUUGGAGGCUAUGAAUUGUUUUUGUUUGCAUUUUCAUAUCGAAAUGAAUCCUACUGCUUACGGCGGAAGAUACGGGAAUAUGGCGCAAUGGUGACGGUUCCUUGAUAUGCUCUUGUUACAUGGUUUUGCAAUGUUCUUCUUUGCUACACCGUACCGGCCUUUGGCGAGAAGGACAAAUUAGGGCAAAAUACACAUUUUCUACGGCACUUCUAGUUGUGUUCUUUUUUAGGGUUAUAGCGGCGCUGUAAUAUUAUUCAAAUCCCGAAG